Molecule: messenger RNA, 6926 nt
Organism: Acipenser ruthenus (sterlet)
Lineage: Eukaryota; Metazoa; Chordata; Actinopteri; Acipenseriformes; Acipenseridae
Product: NEDD8 ultimate buster 1-like
Exons: 15
Coding region: 240-2165 (641 amino acids)
Biological process (GO): regulation of ubiquitin-dependent protein catabolic process
Molecular function (GO): protein binding
Source: RefSeq, a predicted model, not a curated record
AUAAAAAGCACAUCGAAUGACAAAGUGCACUACGAAUGGAUAAAAGGCACAUUGAAUGGAUAAAGCUCAUAUUUAAUGUUUGAUAUAGUUUUAACAUUCGAUUGUUGCAUUUAACAUUCAAUUACAUAAUUCUCAAUUGAGAAAUUCUGUCGACUCAUUCUUGACAGAUUGGCUAAGUUUACUUUGUCAAAAGAAAGUUUGCGCAGUUGGCCCUUGUGAGGACCCGUACACAGAGAGAAAUGACAAAAACAAAAACAGAUACGCUAAGCACAGACGACUGCAAAGUGAAACCUCCGCUCUCAAUAGUUGUUGAAGAACGGAAAUCAUUUCAGGGACAGACAUUUUACAAUUGUUUUAAAGGACAAAUGGCUCAGGAAGAGUAUCUCCAAUUGAAGCUGAAAACAUGUCUAAGAAGUGACAAUGUUCAGCUCGGGAAGGCUCCGCACACAACAGAAAACAAUGAAGCUGGACAGCAAGCAAUAAAGGAGCUUGCUGAGAAAUAUGCACCUAACCUUAAUCUUAAUGCCACUGAAGUAGAGAGUGCAUUGGAGGCUGUGAGCUCAUUGACCGUCAAGCGAGAGAAAGCAAAUGAGACGUACAAGACAGAAGGUGUUGCUACACUGCAGAUUGCAUUGCCCAAGGAGUACAAGCAGGGAUCUCAAAGACACUACUUGGAAACAACGCUUGACAUUACCAGCAAUCAGCUGAUAGCUAUGAUAUCAGAAAAAUUUGGAGUCGGAACUAACAUGAAGUUAUUUUUAAGCGGCAAAACAGUGGGGGCUGGUAAAACACUUCAAGAGCAGGGUGUAAAACACAAUUCAAAGAUUAUGGUUCUUUCACUGAAGGAAAGUGAGGAGGACAAGCAGAAAAUGGCUGUGGAAGAAAAACAACGCCAAAUUAUAAACGAGACCAUAACAAGAACUCAAAAAGGCUUUGAAAUCCUGUCUGAGAGAGAUGGAAGUAUGUAUCCAGAUACCACUCCAUUUUUGGAAAUCACUGAUCAGAAGGGAAACCCCAUUAAAAUUCCACCAGCAGAGAGGAAGGCUCUUAUCUUGGCCAUGGGACUUCAUGAGAAAGGAAGAACCCUUCUGAAGAAGAAGGAUUAUGAAACGUCGUUGUGUCUUUUACUGCAAGCUGAUGAACAGUUUAGUAAAUGUGGGCCUCAGUUGCUGAACACAGUGGAUAACUAUGCAGUCCUUCAGCUGGAUAUUGUGUGGUGCUACCGUGCGCUUGAGAACCUGGAUUACCUUGAGAAUGCAAAAGAACGAUUGCAAAAAGCUGAAAGCUGUUUCCUUAAAUGCUAUGGCGAAGAACAAACACGACUUUUACAAAUAAAGGGAAAUUCAGGGAGGGAGGAAGUGCUGUUCCUGAGACUUUACCUCCUCCAGGGGUUUUUAUUCUUCUUCCAAGGUGAAGACAAACUAGCUGCUGAGAAAGUCGUGAAGGUGGAAGAUAUGUACAUGCAGCUAUGUGUGGAUCCUCAUCAGAUUACUCAACUGGUGGAUCUCGGGUACACAGAGCAGGAAGCAUGUCUGGGUCUGAGGGCUUGUCAAGGAAACUUCAACGAAGCUGCCAACCACAUUAGCCAAAGAAGAGAGGAAAAGGCAGAGAUGAAAAGAAAGGAACGACAGAAGAGAAGGAAACACGUGGAUGACAUCAACACGCUGAGAGAAAUGGGUUGUUCCAAGAGAGAUGCAGCCAGGGCUCUACAUGACGCUGAAGGAGACCUAGACCAUGCCUUUCAGAUCCUUCUUGAUAACAACCAUCUGAUAGAGACAACAAGCAAUGAUACAGAAUCCAGUGACAUGGACUCCUCCAACAGGGAAGUCCUGAUUAAUCAGUUGGGCUUCGAUCGUGAUUCUGCAGCAGCUGCCAAUGUGCAGCCCUCGACCCAGCUUCUGGUGCAUCAUCGAGGGAAUCUGCCCCCAGAUGUCCUGCCCCCUCCCCUACGCUCCUCCUCCUCAGAGGAGCCCAGCACAUCCUCCAACUCUGCAGGUUCUCCCAUAAAUUCAGAUGAGCAAAUUGAUCUGGACCUGGUGAAUGAGGUGCUGAGGGAUAUCCCAAAUCAUGAGGAGGACUAUCUAGAUCUAAAUCUGGAAGAAGAAAGCGAGGUCAUUGCAAAGCUCAAAUCGUACCUGGAAACAAAACACCAAGCCCCCUGCUAAAUGUCUCCCCAUCACAGUGCUGCAAAAGGGCUGCAUAGAAAUUCAUGAAGCAAUUAACAACAGGGCCCUUUGGUGCUGUUGCACUUUCUAGCUUAGGCAGUCAACCCAUCAAGAGAGUCAUUUUCUCCAGAUACCUUUACCUGCAUUUUAUAUUUAAGAGCAACUUAAAUUCAAUAAAACAAUUCAAAUAAAGUUUUUACAUGUGUAAUCAGCAGAUUUUGGUAUUUUUCAUAAUGUAGAAUUGAUUUUUAGUUUUGCAAGUUAGAAUAGCAACGGUUUAAACAGUUUUCAACAUUCAAUAUUAAUAAAUUUACACCAGUUUUUAAGUUGUAUAUAUUGCAAUUAAUAGAACAUCUAUUUUGAGGUGCAUUGUCAGCCUGCUGAGGUCUAUACCAUGUUACGGUAAAGAGAAAGGCCCCAUACCACAUUUUAAAAUAUUAACUUAAAUCACUUUCAAAAGAAAAACAAGUUCUUUGCCAUUGGUUGAAAAGCUGCAUUAUACCAAUAGCACAAUUCACUGAAUUACUCAUUUAAAAAUAUAUUUAUGUUAAAUUUAGCACACAAGAACAUUAUUAUUUAUUGGUUUUCGAAAACUGUGACUCUCUCUUUGUUUGGAUAUUUUUCUCUACUGUGAACUGAAAUAAACACACUUCUGUAAAAACGUAAGUAUGUCCUGCAAAUCCAUUUUUCUAAUGUCUACUGUUUGUUUUCUUUGUUUCAUUUUUUUCAGAGGGAAUGCAUCAUUUUUUUUUUAUAUAUAAAAGAAAUGCAAGACUUUUCAUUGUCUUUUGCAAAAUCUGAUUGAAAUGUUAUCGCAGCCAUGCAGCAAUGUCAAGAUUGAAAAAUAGAGACAGAACAAAGUUGUGUAUUAAAAUGUGGAUCUCCUGAAAUGCCCUCUUACCCACUGGUAUUGUUUGCCGAUUGCCAGUGGAGGUUUGAGUGGAAUUCCACUAAUGCAGCGCCUUGACAAAGAGCCUCUUGUAAUGAAUGCUCCAAGUUAUUUCCAUUAUUUCAUCCCCCCAGUGAGUGGAGUUAUUCAUUUGUUUUCUAAAAUGUAAUUAUGCAUUCUAAAAGGGAGGGGUCGGGGCCCCAACCUGUCUGCGGGUAACCUCGCUCGGUGGAAAAGUACAGCCUGGCUUGUCCCGUUCACUCCAGUGCGCUGACCAUGCCCCUGAUCCGCGGGGCGCCCACUUCCUGGUUGGUGAUGAUCAGCCCUCCUGAGGAGCAGUCCUAAGCGCAGCAUUCAUGCUAACGAUCGCCUCACUACAGUACUGCCCUCCUGAUGAGCAGUCCUAAGCACAGCCUUCGUGUUAACAAUCGCCUCGCUACAGUACUGCCCUCCUGAUGAGCAGUCCUAAGCACAGUAUUCGUGCUAACGAUCACCUCACUACAGUACUGCCCUCCUGAUGAGCAGUCCUAAGCACAGCCUUCGUGUUAACAAUCGCCUCGCUACAGUACUGCCCUCCUGAUGAGCAGUCCUAAGCACAGCCUUCGUGUUAACAAUCGCCUCGCUACAGUACUGCCCUCCUGAUGAGCAGUCCUAAGCACAGCCUUCGUGUUAACAAUCGCCUCGCUACAGUACUGCCCUCCUGAUGAGCAGUCCUAAGCACAGCCUUCGUGCUAACGAUCGCCUAACUACAGUACUGCCCUCCUGAUGAGCAGUCCUAAGCACAGCCUUUGUGUUAACGAUCGCCUCGCUACAGUACUGCCCUCGUGAUGAGCAGUCCUAAGCACAGCCUUUGUGAUAUUUCUUCAAGUGUUGUCACCAGCUGGAAGCCAAGAUGUGAAAGAAAAAAAAAAAAAAAGAAUACUGUAACAUGUCGUGUCCAAUCAAAUUUAUAUUAAGUUAUACAGACCUGGAGCAAUUUAAAAACCAGCAUGGCUCCUACAGCCCCUUCGGUCCCUGCUUGUAGAAUUGUACCAGGUUUCCUAUCUAUACUAUACUUUAUAAUGCAAAGUCUAGGCAGGGCAAUUUCUCAUACCCUAUAGAGUUUAUAUAAACAGAUUUAAAAUUCCAAUUCUAAAAUAAUUGUGACAGUAACAGUGAGUUGGAGUGAGAGGCUGGAAAACCAGAGGGACAUUAGUAGGCCCUUGGGUUACAUAUUCUUCUGUAUCCAAGACGCCCCUUCCACAAGUUUCCCAAAGUAAAAGCAUAGCAAAGUUUAAUAAAGCACAGUAAAGCAUAACCAAGUGUAACAGGGUAGAGGCGUGAACCGGCGACCUCGCGCACCGCAAGCAAGCGUCUCAACCACAAAGCAAAAGAGGCUCAUCUGCAUUCAUAGUUAUAGUUUUUAAUCUCAUCUCAUCUCAUCGACAAAAUCCGUAAUGGCAGUGUAUCACACAACAGUGCCCGUUAUAUAAACACACACAUCAAAUCUCAUUUCAACGACGGGACAGGACAGAAUCUGUAACGGCAGUGUAUCACACAGUACUGCCCGUUACAUAAACACACACACACACAUCAAAUCUCAUCUCAACGACGGGACAGGACAGAAUCCAUAAUGGCAGUGUAUCACACAACACUGCCCGUUACAUAAGCUUUGUAAAGAAAAGGUAGAGCAAAGUGUGAAACAGCAGGUCUUAUCACAGUCAGUGCACACAGUAUGGAAGUAGCCGUGGAUCUUGAAGAUUUAUAUUUAUUAGAAGGGCGUGUCAAUCUGUUUUUCACCCAAUAUAUAAUUUCUUUGGUUUCUGCAGCCUGCUUCGGAUUUCUUCUUUGUUGUUUUUCACCCAGGUAAUUGCUGCAGCGCACAUGCUUUCAACACCAGUGAAGGCUUUCACGCAGUGACUGAGGAAUGCUGUUCAAGUACAUCGGUUACCGUGGGUUACCUAUGGGGAGGGUGUGACUAAGAAGCAUUUCAACCACGGAUUCAAACAAACCAGGCGAGUCCUACUAGUAACUGCUGGCAAAUCAAACCCUCUUAGCUGCGGAAUGCACCAGACACUACCCCAUAACUUAGCUCAUGUUUGCUGACCAUUUUUACUACUACUGUUUAUCACUGUAUAAUUGUGUGGCUGAUCUGGUCCUGAUGUCUGUCUGCAGUGUAAUGCUGGUGAGUACAGGACUGGUAGUUUUGCUUAAUCAGGUUGAUUUUCUACUGCUGCUGAGCUGUUGGGAGGAGUUGAGUCAAGUUGAUGACUUUGAAUGGUCAGCCAAAAGUGACAGUUCAGAACUAGAUUCAUUUAGCCUUGCUAUUCACCUUUUAAGUUAGUCCCUAUUGUGUUUUGAUUAACACAGCCUUUUAUAAUGGAUAACUCUAAAUAAGAACAUAAGAAAGUUUACAAACGAGAGGAGGCCAUUCAGCCCAUCUUGCUCGUUUGGUUGUUAGUAGCUUAUUGAUCCCAGAAUCUCAUCAAGCAGCUUCUUGUAGGAUCCCAGGGUGUCAGCUUCAACAACAUUACUGGGGAGUUGGUUCCAGACCCUCAUAAUUCUUUGUGUAAAAAAGUGCCUCCCUAUUUUGUUCUGAAUACCCCUUUAUCUAAUCUCCAUUUUGUGACCUCUGGCCCUUGUUUCUUUUUUCAGGUCGAAAAAGUCCCCUGCUUCGACAUCAUCAAUACCUUUUAGAAUUUUGAAUGCUUGAAUCAGAUCACAGGGUAGGCUUCUUUGUUCAAGACUGAACAGAUUCAAUUAUUUUAGCCUAUCUGCAUAUGACAUGCAUUUUACACCUGGGAUAAUUCUGGUCGCUCUUCUUUGCACUCUUUCUAGAGCAGCAAUAUCCUUUUUGUAACGAGGUGACCAGAACUGAACACAAUAUUCUAGCUGAGGUCUUACUAAUGCAUUGCACAGUUUUAACAUUACUUCCCUUGAUUUAAAUUCUUUUCACAAUAUAUCCGAGCAUCUUGUUGGCCUUCCCCACAUUGUCUAGAUGAAGACAUUUCUGAGUCAACAUAAACUCCUAGGUCUUUUUCAUAGAUUCCUUCUUCAAUUUCAGUAUCUCCCAUAUGAUAUGUAUAAUGCAUAUUUUAUUGCCUGUGUGCAGUACCUUACACUUUUCUCUAUUAAAUGUCAUUUGCCAUGUGUCUGCCCAGUUCUGAAUGCUGUCUAGGUCAUUUUGAAUGACCUUUGCUGCUGCAACAGUGUUUGCCACUCCUCCUAUUUUUGUGUCGUCUGCAAAUUUAACAAUUUUGCUUACUAUAAUAGAAUCUAAAUCAUUAAUGUAGAUUAGGAAUAGCAGAGGACCUAAUACUGAUAACUGUGGUACUCCACUGGUUACCUCGCUCCAUUUUGAGGUUUCUCCUCUAAUCAGUACUUUCUGUUUUCUACAUGUUAACCACUCCCUAAUCCAUGUGCAUGCAUUUCCUUGAAUCCCUUUAACACUUCUGCCUCUGUUGUGCUAGUUAUUUAAAACUAGAUAGGAACAGGUCAACAUGUGGGGCAUGUUGUCCGUAUCCUCCUUUGUAAAAACUUGUGAAAAGUAAUUAUUUAAUAUAUUUGCUAUUUUUUUUUUCUUCGUCUAUGAUUUUGCCAUUUGUAUCUUGUAGACAUUUAACCUCCUCUUUGUUCUUUUGCGGUUAUAAUAUUGGAAAAAAACAUUUUGGAAUUGGUUUUAGCCCCCUUAGCAAUGUUCGUUUCUAUCUCUCUUGGCCUUUCUAACUGCGUUUUUGACUUGCGUUUGCAGUUCCAAGUACUCUUUCUGUGUACUUUGUUUUUGGUCCCUUUUAAAUGCUCUGUAAAGUGCCUUUUCUUGCUGAAUAUUUUUUUUUUAAUUGAUCUAUUAAACCAUUUCCAAUGUUUAACUUUUAAAUUGCAUUGGGUUAUUA